Messenger RNA from Manihot esculenta (cassava), 650 nucleotides. RefSeq names its product protein SKIP34. Lineage: Eukaryota; Viridiplantae; Streptophyta; Magnoliopsida; Malpighiales; Euphorbiaceae. The coding region runs from base 172 to 450 and encodes 92 amino acids. The record is from RefSeq and is a predicted model, not a curated record. The transcript has a single exon.
AAAAAGAAAAAAGAAAAGAAUAAACCAUGAUUCUGAUAUUUGAUCCGCCCAGUACGUGAUGCUGUAUAGAAAACUCUCUCCCCCCGGUGUUUCACACUCUCUUUCAUGUACUCUGCAGCCACCGAUCCCUGAUUAUCUCGUACCAUUUCUUCCAGAAUCACCAUUUUUACGAUGUGUUACGGUCACCAACGUUCCUUAUCCCCUCACGACUUAAUCCACCGCCGAUCCCAAAACGAUACAUCAGUAGUAGAUCACCUUCAGAGCCGCCUCGCUGAGACCGAGGCUCUCCUAGAACGAGCCAGGGCUCGAGAAGCCGAGCUCAAUCGCCGCCUUGAGGAGAUGAAGCGGUUCGUUUCUGUUAUGGAGAUCCUUGAGACGUACCUCAAGCGAAAGUUUCAAGAGCAGCAAGAUAACGUUGUUCGCCUCUUCUCGUCUAUACCUGCUAAAUAACGUUUGAUUCUCUGUGGUGUGAGUUUGUGCUUCUUGAUACUUGUGUGGAAAAUUGGUACUUUCAGUGAUAAUGGCACAGAUUUAGAGUUUCAAUUUUUAGAAUUGUAAAUUUCCCAGCUUUCGAGGUAAAAUUACUAUCAUCUAAUUUGUUCUUACAUUUGUAAAAGGGAAAUGCUAUGAAUUUAUUGAUCUUGUCGUUA